AUGACUGACUACGUUUGGUAGGUGGAAUCAAAGCUGUUUAGUUAGUGCUGCUGUUUGGAAAUGGUGAUGCUAUAGCGGACAAGUUAAUAUCAUUUUUUUUGGAGAUAUUUGUGUGCCAUAUUUGACGUUUAUUUUUUAUUUUUUUCAUUUCCAGAGGACCAAUCCUUUUAUGUUUAUAUUUUAGGCAGAAUGCUUUUGUGUACUUUAGCAUUUUUACUUCUGUGUAAUGUCACCUGGGCUGUAUACGAUCCGGAUGAGGUGACCGCCUUACCUGGUAUGUCAUUUAAGCCGAACUACAGACAGUGGUCCGGCUACCUCAAAGCAAGUUCUGGGAAGUAUCUCCAUUACUGGUUCGUGACGUCACAGAGGGACCCAGGGAAAGACCCCGUGGUUCUGUGGCUGAACGGCGGCCCAGGAUGCAGUUCGUUGGAUGGGUUCCUUUCGGAGAAUGGACCGUUUCAUGUUGAUGAUAAUGGCUAUACCCUGUAUGAGAAUGAGUUCAGCUGGAACAAAGUGGCUAAUGUGUUAUACCUGGAGUCACCAGUUGGUGUGGGAUAUUCUUAUUCGGAUGAUAAGAAAUAUAAAACAGAUGAUGAUGAGGUGGCCGACAACAACUAUCUCGCCCUGCAAAGCUUCUUUCUGAAGUUUCCCAACUUCACCCAAAACGAGUUUUACGUGUUUGGGGAGAGCUAUGGCGGGAUUUACGUUCCGACGCUCAGCCUCAGAUUGGCGGCAGACAAGGCUGUUAACUUCAAGGGCUUUGGAGUGGGGAACGGCCUCAGCAGUGAUGCCCUCAACGAUCAGUCCCUCAUCUACUUUGGAUACUACCAUGGCCUCUUUGGAGAACAGCUGUGGGCGGAUCUCAAUGCGCACUGCUGUAAAGACGGAGCCUGCAAUUUCUACGACAACAGCGAGCCUGACUGCCAGCAAUCGGUGUCCGAGGCGUUCAGCAUCAUCUUCGAGUCGGGCCUUAACGAGUACGCUCUGUACCUGGACUGCGCCGGGGGGGCCCAGUCUGCGAGGUCGUACCACAAAACCAUGCUCAACCUCUUCAGAAACUACCGGAAGCACUGGAGCCCUGAGCUGGUCUGGAGGGGAGGGGGGGGCGAUGCGCUGGAGAAGAGACUGACGGGGGUGCCCCCCUGCAUCAACAGCACCGCGCAGAUGAACUGGCUGAACAGGGGCGACGUGCGCAAGGCCCUGCACAUCCCGGACACCCUGCCCCCCUGGGACAUCUGCAGUGAUGAUGUUGGGAGACAGUACCAGAGGAAUUAUUCCACAAUGAGGGAUGUGUACCUGAAGCUGUUGGGCUUGGGCCUCAGGGCGCUGGUGUACAAUGGGGAUACGGACAUGGCCUGCAACCACAUCGGAGACCAGUGGUUCGUGGAGCAGCUCAACCAGAAGGAAACCACCAGCUACCAGCGCUGGUUAUACGGCAAUCAGAUUGGUGGGUUCUACCAGCAGUUUGGCAACAUAACCUUCCUGACGGUGAAAGGGGCAGGUCACAUGGUUCCACAGUGGGCUCCAGGACCCGCCCUCCACAUGUUCCAGUCCUUCCUGGAAAACAGCCCUUACUGAGCAUGCUCAGGACUCGCUCCCCAUCAAUCAUCUGUGACUCCCCCAUGCUCUCUUAUAAGAGAUCAGUGCAGCAAAGAGCACCAAUCUAGCAGCAGCUUUAAGGUACAACCAGUUGUCCUCGCGUUUAUGUAGCCUAUCGUUUCGAUUUGCAGUUGCCUAUUUUUGGUUUCUUUGUUUACAUUGGCCUUCAGAGAAGAAUCCUUUACUUUCCUAUGUAUUAUUUCAUGGUGUAACUUGAGGGAUUGAACCAGUAUAAAUGGCUUUAAGAUAAUCAGGGUUUAUGAAAUCACCAUCUUAACUGAUUUGUAUGUCUUGGAGGUUUGGAAACAUCACAUUCAUUCAAUUUACUAAUUCCUGUGCUAGAAUAACCACUGUCUAGUCUGAUUUUUAUCCUGACCUAGUUUCUCCCUUCUUGAAGGGGGUGGCGACAAGAUGUUUAAUUUAUCAGGAGCCCAAACUGGGAUUGUAGGCUCACUGUGUUUAUCUCCAGCCAGAGGUACUGGCUGGUCUGUGUGAUGAAAAGAUGGUGAUUUAAUGACUAAGUGGUUUAUUUUGAGGAUUGAAACAUGUUUGUCACUUUAAUGUGCCUCAGGUUUGAGUAAAUUGCACUUAACAGGAAAUUUAUACGAGACAUCUGAGCAAGAACUGAACUGCACUGGUUCAUUUAAGCCAUACAAACACACUUUCAUUGUCGUGCCAUGGCUUGUUGCACAAUGUUGGGAGGAAACGCACCGUUAAACACGCAAACGGUAGCAAAACGUUUUGUGAUUGAGCAUGUCCCAGCUCUAUGACUCUCAGAAUAGGUGUGGCUGUCAUCCCUAACUGCCAUCAUGGCGAGGAAAACCUGACCCUUUGAAUGUAGCGCUGUUCUCCUUUUACUCCAAUGAUGUACUGGUCAUAUCUCACCCUCCAGGAGUGUAUGUAAGGUAGUAGGUGUCACAGUUGUGGGUGAAUACCCUUAUUAAAGGCGAUCAGUGCAAUUUUAUUAUGUGAAUUAUGUCUGUAAAUUAUGUUUUCCUAAUAAAAAACAUUCUUGGCACUAA
Molecule: messenger RNA, 2621 nt
Organism: Conger conger (European conger)
Lineage: Eukaryota; Metazoa; Chordata; Actinopteri; Anguilliformes; Congridae
Product: cathepsin A-like
Exons: 11
Coding region: 190-1578 (462 amino acids)
Biological process (GO): proteolysis
Molecular function (GO): serine-type carboxypeptidase activity
Source: RefSeq, a predicted model, not a curated record